This is a messenger RNA of Chrysochloris asiatica (Cape golden mole), 4485 nucleotides long. It is a transcript of the gene NCAPD3, whose product is annotated as non-SMC condensin II complex, subunit D3. Gene Ontology annotation, molecular function: histone binding. The record is from RefSeq and is a predicted model, not a curated record. NCBI's taxonomy places the organism in Eukaryota, Metazoa, Chordata, Mammalia, Afrosoricida, Chrysochloridae. Bases 1 to 4485 code for a protein of 1494 amino acids. Gene Ontology annotation, cellular component: condensin complex; condensed chromosome, centromeric region. The transcript has 35 exons. Gene Ontology annotation, biological process: meiotic chromosome condensation; mitotic chromosome condensation.
AUGGCUCUGCAGAGGCUUCAGUGCAGUUUGCAGCCCUGGUGCCCUGUGGAUCUCAGUCUGGCAUGGGUAGACACAGUAUGGGAAUUGGACUUCACAGAGACAGAACCUUUGGAUUCCAGCAUAGAGGCCGAGAUCUUAGAGAAUGGAUUGGAUGCAUUUACGAAGCUUUAUGAGAGUCUUUUCCCUUUUGCUGCUGAGGAACAUGGAUUUACAGAGAAUCUUUGGACCUUCUUCACUGAGAACAAUAUUUCUCAUAGUGCACUGGUGGCAUUGUUUUAUCACUUUGUUCAAAUAGUACAUAAGAAAAACAUCGGUGUGCAGUUUCGAGAAUAUGGCCUUCAUGCUGCUGGGCUUUAUUUUCUGCUACUAGAAGUACCAGGUAGUGUAGCCAAUCAAGUGUUUCAUCCAGUCAUGUUUGACAAAUGUAUUCAAAUUCUUAAGAAGAGCUGGCCGCAGGAAUCUAACUUGAAUCGGAAAAGAAAGAAAGAACAGCCUAAGAACUCGCAGGGUAAUCCAAGAGGGAAUAGAAAAAGAGGAAAGCCAUUCAGAAGAGAAGAUAUUGAGAUGGAUAUAAUUUUACAAGAACAAGAGGAUGAAGAAAAUAUUUGUUUUUCUGCCCGGGACCUUUCUCAUAUUCGAAAUGCCAUCUUCCACCUUAUGAAGAACUUUUUAAGACUUCUGCCCAAAUUUUCCUUGAAGGAAAAGCCACAAUGUGUGCAGAAUUGUAUAGAGAUCUUUGUUGCAUUAACUAAUUUUGAGCAAGUUCUUGAUGAACUUCAUGUUUCACAAGCCAGAAACCUUAAUGAAGCGAAAUAUUUGCCCGAACUGGCCUAUCAUGGACUGUAUCUGCUGUGCUCCCCAGUCCAUGGAGAAGGUGAUAAGGUUGUCAGUUGUGUUUUCCAUCAAAUGCUGAAUGUAAUAUUAAUGUUAGAAGCUGGAGAAGGAGCUCAUCGCACCAGCCUUACAAUUACUUCACAAGUCAUUAAUAGUAGAAACCAAGCAAUCCAGUUUAUCAGCUUGCUUGUGGAUGAACUAAAAGAAAGCGUAUUCCCAGUUCUUCGUAUCUUACUCCAGCAUAUUUGUGCCAAGGUGAUAGAUAAGUCAGAGUACCGGACGUACGCAGCCCAGUCGCUGGUUCAGUUGCUUUGUAAACUUCCUUCUGUGGAAUAUGCUACAUUCAUUGCCUGGCUUUACAGAUACUCACGAAGUUCCAAGAUCCCACACAGGGUUUUCACCCUUGAUGUUACUUUAGCUCUAUUAGAACUGCCGGAAAGAGUGGUAGAUAACUCUCUCUCAUUGGAGCAACAGAAGUUUUUAACGCAGAAGUUCUUGGUACAGGAAAUUAUGUUUGACCGUUGUUUAGACAAGGCCCCUACUGUCCGCAGCAAAGCAUUGUCCAGUUUUGCACAUUGUCUGGAAUUAUCUGUUAACAACACAUCGGAGAGUGUUCUGGAACUUCUCAUUAACAGUCGUUUAGUGUCAGAAAUAGAGAGCCACCCUGGAAGCUUACUGAAAAAUUCAUCAGGUUUUUCCUUUGAGAAGCAGACAUUUAACCGUUUGGGAUCUUCAGAGGUGACCAGGUCAGACAAAAAUACUGAAACAGUUGAAGCAGGAGCACAAAGAUGUGUCAUGGCAAUGCUGAGGAAGAGAAUCAAGGAUGAGAAGACCAAUGUUAGGAAAUCUGCACUCCAGGUACUAGUGAGCAUUUUAAAGCACUGUGAAGUAUCGGGCAUGCAGGAAGACUUGUCAAUUCUGCAGGAUCAGUGUCGGGACCCUGCAGUGUCUGUCCGGAAGCAGGCCCUACAAUCCCUUACUGAACUUCUUAUGGCCCAACCUAGAUGUGUCCAGAUACAAAAAGCUUGGCUGACAGGAAUCAUCCCUGUUGUGAUGGACUGUGAGAGCACAGUGCAAGAGAAGGCCCUGGAAUGCCUCGACCAGCUCCUGCUGCAGAACAUUAAGCAUUAUAAUAAAUUUCAUAGUGGAGAUGACGGCCAGGUGCUAGCUUGGUCACUUCUUCCUCUCCUUACUACAGAAAGCCAGGAACUGAGCCGUUAUUUAAAUAAGGCUUUUCAUAUCUGGUCCAAGAAAGAUAAAUUCUCAUCUACUUUUAUAAAUAAUUUGAUAUCGCAUACUGGCACAGAACAUUCUGCACCAGCCUGGAUGCUGCUCUCCAAGGUUGCUUGCUCAUCACCAAAGCUGAAUUACACCAAAAUAAUCGAGUCCUGGGAGAAAAUCAGCAGUCAAAAGAAUCCCAAUUCCAACACCUUGGGGCAUAUUCUGUGUGUCAUCGGGCAUAUUGCAAAGCAUCUUCCUAAGAGCACCCGGGACAAAGUGAUUGAUGUUAUCAAGUGUAAGCUGAAUGGAUUUCAGUGGUCUUUAGAAGUGAUCAGUUCAGCUGUUGAUACUUUGCAAGGACUCUGUAGAGCAUGUGCAGAGACCACUGUAGAGGAACAGGAAUUACUGAAGCAGGUGUGUGUGGAAGUUCUCUCUACCUGUGAACACUGCCUCUCCAACAUAAUCCUUAAGGAAGAUGGAGCAGGAAAUGUGAAUGAUGACUUAUUGGUGAAAUGCAUUUUUACCUUAGGAGAUAUAGCCCAAUUGUGUCCAGCCAAAGUGGAAAAGCGAAUAUUCCUUCUGAUUCAGUCCAUUCUAGCUGCUUCUGCUGAUGUGGAUCACUUAGCAUCAUCUGAAGGUGAAAAUGAUGGCCCCAUCUUGCAGCCACUUUCCCAGUUCAGAGGCUCUAAGAUGCCUUCCGUGAUUAGAGCACAUGCAAUCAUUACCUUAGGUAAGUUGUGCUUACAGCAUGACGAGCUGGCAAAGAGGAGCAUCCCAACUCUGGUGCGUGAGCUCGAGGUGUGUAAUGACGUGGCUGUCCGCAACAAUGUCAUCAUUGUCAUGUGUGAUCUCUGCAUCCGGUAUACUGUUAUGGUGGAUAGAUAUAUCCCCAAUAUCUCCAUGUGUCUGAAGGACUCAGAUCCAUUCAUCAGAAAGCAAACGCUCAUCUUGCUCACCAAUCUCUUGCAGGAGGAAUUUGUGAAAUGGAAGGGCUCUCUGUUCUUCCGAUUUGUCAGCACUCUGAUAGAUUCACACCCAGACAUUGCCAGUUUUGGGGAAUUUUGCCUGGUUCACCUGUUACUGAAGAGAAAUCCUGUCAUGUUCUUCCAGCACUUCAUUGAGUGUAUUUUUCACUUCAAUAAUUAUGAGAAGCAUGAGAAGUAUAACAAAUUCCCUCAGUCAGAAAGAGAGAAGCGACUGUUCUCACUGAAGGGAAAGACAAACAAAGAGAAACGAAUGAAAAUCUACAAGUUUCUUCUAGAACACUUUACAGAUGAACAGCGGUUCAAUAUCACUUCUAAAAUCUGCCUUAAUAUUUUGGCAUGCUUCGUGGAUGGCAUCCUUCCCCUGGAUAUGGAAGCCAAUGAGUUACUCUCAGAUACCUUUGAAGUCCUCAGCUCAAAGGAGAUCAAACUUUUGGCAAUGAGGUCUAAACCAGAUAAAGACUUUCUGAUAGAAGACGAUGACAUGGCUUUGGCCAAUGUAGUUAUGCAAGAAGCACAGAAAAAACUCAUCUCACAAGUUCAGAAGAGAAAUUUCAUAGAAAAUAUUAUUCCAAUUAUCAUCUCCUUGAAGACUAUGCUGGAGAAAAGUAAGAUCCCAGCUUUACGGGAACUCAUGGCCUAUCUCAGGGAGGUGAUGCAGGAUUACCGAGAUGAAAUCAAGGACUUCUUUGCAGUUGACAAACAGCUGGCAUCAGAGCUUGAAUAUGACAUGAAAAAGUACAAUGAACAGCUAGCUCAGGAGCAAGAGCUGGCAAAUCAGCUAGAUGUGAACAGGACUGCUGAAGAAGGGGCCAGCGUGGUACCAGCAGGGCAGGUUACUCCGACUUUAGAAAAUAUGCCAACUCCUGUUGGCCAAGAAAAUGCAGCUGUGACUCCUGCAACACCAAGAUCAAGCCCUGGCAGAGGAUCUACACCGCCUUCACCUGACACUGGACCAUUUAAGAUGUUAAUACCCAAAGCCAGACCUAUGUCCCUGAGCACCAUUGCUAUCCUGAACUCUGUCAAGAAAGCUGUGGAGUCAAAUAAUAGGCAUAGGAGUCGAAGCAUAGGAGUGCUGCCUUUCAGUUUGAAUUCUAGAAGUUCAGGCAAGAGCCACAAUCAAGGCUCGUCUUACAGCUUGAACCAAGAGUCUCGUGGUUCUGUGGAUCCUGUGACUAAAAGAGCAAUCAGCACCCCUGACCGAACCAUCAGUGAGAUCUCAUUUGGAGCAGGGGUUAGUUACAUCAGCAUAUCACGGACUCCUUUUACACACAAAGAUAAAAGUGAAGUCCAGAGUCAAGGAACUGAUAUACUGUGUUUAUCACUGCCGGAUAAAUCGCCUCCACAGCCUCAGCAGUGGAAUGUGAAAUCUCCAACCAGAAAUAAAGACAGCCCAGCCCCCAGUAGGAAGUCCCUCCGAAAGACCCCCCUGAAAACAGCCAACUAA